AAUUAACCCUCCAAGUUCCUCAAUUUAUUAUAACACUUUCUGUCUCUCUCUUUCGGGGUUUCCUCUGAAUCCCUCACUUUUUCCUCCUGUCAGAAUGCGGCAACCCAAGACCGCCGCUUCUGAAUUCUCAAACUCUUCCUUACCUCUUUUUGCAUCUCCAAAAUAAAAAAUAAUCAUAUUAAUCAUAUUUUUACCAUGAAAUUACAACCUCCAUUACUCUAUAAGGUACUAUUCCUAGCUCUAGUUCAUAUCUUCCUCCUUUGUUCUGCUCAGGACAACGAUGCCGGACUCACGGCAACGGCUCCGCCACCUGCUCUGGAGGACUGUAAUGGGAUUUUCGUAUCGUACACGUUUAUUUCAAGGACGAAGGAAUUUCCACGGGUGAAAAACGUGUCUGCUCAGUCUUGGGCGUUCAAGUCGGAGGUUUCCGUUGUCAAUGCCGGGUCGGAGGAGCUCCAGGCAUGGAAGGUUUUUGUUGGGUUUCAGCACCGUGAAAUUUUGGUUUCUGCCGAUGGUGCAGUUGUCAUGGACGGAGGAGAUUUUCCCGUGGAUGUUGCGAAUGGGACCUACUUGUCGGGGAACCCCAUUACGGAUUUGAAAACUUCCAUUGAUACAGCUGGAGACUUUUCGCAGAUACAGGCGACAAUUGCGAUUACUGGGACAAUGUUUGGGCUUCGGCCUAAAGCUAUUCCAAUGCCCAAAACAAUCAAACUUGAGAAUGAUGGGUUUAAGUGUCCUGCUCCUCAUUUACAAGGGACAAGAUCCAUGUACGUAUGCUGCAGACCUGAUCCAAAAUACAAAGCGAAGAAAUCGAAAAGGACAAAGUUCUUACCUCGUCGAAACGGUGACCUCUCCUUUACGUACGAUAUCAUGCAAGCCUAUGGCGGAAGCUACCUAGCCCAAGUAACCAUGGAAAACAAGCACCCAUUGGGUCGUCUCGACCAUUGGAACUUAACCUGGGAAUGGAGCCGAGGAGAGUUCAUCUUCAACAUGAGAGGAGCUUACACCCGCACAAAAGAUUACUCGCAAUGCAUUUAUGGCCCUGCCGGAAACUACUACAAAGACUUAGAUUUCUCCCAAGUCAUGAGCUGUGACAAAAAACCCAUCAUCGCCGACCUUCCUGCCGAGCGAGCUGAGGAUGAGAAAGUAGGAAAGUUGCCAUUCUGUUGCAGAAAUGGUAGCUUACUUCCGCCAUCAAUGGACAUAAAUAAAGCAAAAUCAAUCUUCCAAUUAGAGGUCUACAAGCUCCCACCUGACGUGGGCAACAGAACUACGAUAUACCCACCUCAGAAAUGGCAAAUCGAUGGUGUUUUGAAUCCAGAGUACAAAUGCGGGACGCCAAUUCGGGUCGAUCCAAGUGAAUUUCCCGAUCCAAGUGGGCUUCAAUCGGUCUCAUAUGCCAUCGCUAGUUGGCAAGUUGUGUGUAACAUAACCCGACCAAAGCCCAAGCAGUCUCGGUGCUGCGUCUCGUUCUCAUCUUAUUACAACGACUCUGUGGUCCCGUGCAACACAUGCGCCUGUGGUUGUUCAGAAGAUCCUCAUAGCAUUGCGGGAACUUGUGAUGCUGACAGGCCUCCGAUGCUUCUUCCUGCAGAGGCUCUUUUGGUUCCAUUCGCCAAUAGGUCAGAGAAAGCUAGAGCUUGGGCCAAACUGAGACACUUUCCAAUGCCCAAAAAGUUGCCCUGUUCCGAUAACUGUGGGGUUAGUCUAAACUGGCAUAUAAACUCGGAUUAUAGGAGUGGAUGGACGGCUAGGAUCACUCUCUUCAACUGGAGACCUGACCCAUUUGAGGAUUGGUUUGCUGCAGUUCAGAUGAAGAAAGCUUACCCUGGUUACGAAAAUGUUUACUCCUUUAAUGGAACGAAGCUUAACAUUAAAGGAGCAAACAACACCAUUUUCUUCCAGGGGUUGAAAGGUUUGAAUUUCUUGAUGGGCCAGAGUAAUGGAUCGAACCCCAAAAUUGAUCCACCAGUCCCUGGUAAGCAGCAGUCAGUGAUCUCUUUUUUGAAGAAGAACACUCCUGGGAUUAAUAUCCGUCGUGGGGAUGGGUUCCCGACAAAGGUUUAUUUUAAUGGCGAAGAGUGUGAGAUUCCGGAAAGUUUUCCAAUAGAAAAUUCUGGCUAUAAUGCAGCCACUAAUGGACUCUUGUCAACUUUCCUUGUUUGUGUGUUCACUUUCAUGCUGAUGAUUGACCAUGGCUUCCGUUGAUGAUGAUUAUGAAUAAUUUUUUUUGUUUAGUUUUGGUGGGACUGUGGGAGAUAAUACGUGUUUCACGAUGAUGACGCAAUGUAACUAGAAUUAAGACGCUGAACAUUUGAAGAAGAGGAUAUAUGACCAUCAUGGGAUUAUGAAAGGUUUCUCUUUCCUAGGAAAAAAUCUAACAUAUUUAUAAAAGAAAGUUUAAAUACUACAAGUAUCUAUGUACGGGCUGGGCUGUAUUCAUUG
Cannabis sativa is the source of this 2445-nucleotide messenger RNA. Its product is annotated as COBRA-like protein 10. NCBI's taxonomy places the organism in Eukaryota, Viridiplantae, Streptophyta, Magnoliopsida, Rosales, Cannabaceae. Gene Ontology annotation, cellular component: membrane. The transcript is spliced from 3 exons. The record is from RefSeq and is a predicted model, not a curated record. Bases 196 to 2208 code for a protein of 670 amino acids. Gene Ontology annotation, biological process: cellulose microfibril organization.